AUGGCCUCCAACACCCCAAGUACUUUCAACCAGGAACUCUCGGCGUCUGAUCCCCAAUUCGAGUCGCUCAUCAGUCGAGCACUCGACAAUUUCUUUCGUCAUGUUCAUCACAUCCCCAUGCUCUCAUUCCUACAUCGUGCUUCACUCAUGCAAAGGCACCACGCCGGUGGUCUAGACCGACCACUGCUGCUCGCUCUCAUCGGCAUCACGAGUAUGCUCACCGACCUGGGGCCAGGCACGAAAGAGUAUGGUGAGAAGUGUGUCGAUGAAUCCGAGGCAUUGAUUCUGAAAAGCUUGGAGAACCCCUCAACCAUCAAGGUUCAGACACUCGCCCUCAUAAUCAAAUACCGCAUCUUGACUCGGCGCUUCUCCAGCGCCUUUGUACUCGCCGCCACCGCUGCGAGAUUUGCCAUGGCACUGCGUCUUAAUCACGAGAACAGCGACUUGUGCUUCUUGGCUCAGGAAUCAAGACGUCGCCUCAUGUGGGCGUUGUUCAUGAUCGACCAGGGCAUGGCCGGCGGAUACCGAGAUCUCACCUUGUGGUCUCCCGAGCUCAUCCAUAUCCCGCUUCCAUGCAACGAGCGAGACUUUGAGUUUGAUCUCGCACCACCUUCGAUGCGAAGCUUGGUUCCUCAGCCCGACGAGUCCGAGAACGACGACAUCGGCAGCCUCGCACUUCACGUACGUAUCCUCUGGGUUCGCGGCCGGAUCUUGAAGUUUGCCAAAAGAGCGGCGGCCUGCUCCAACGACGAUGACCUGGCUCGCAUGCGUGAUCAGCUGCAAGCAUUUGCCAAGGAGCUCUCAGAGUUCGCCGAAAGAUUGCCCGUAUCUUUCCGGUGGUCCGAUAACAGCCUGCGGCUGCGAGCGUACUCGCCGCGACUCUGCGUGUUCAUCAUGAUUCACAUCUGGUGGCGACCCGACUUUAGCGCCCAAUGUCAACGGCAAUGCUUCGAACAUGCCCUGGAGAUGUCCAACAUGUUUACCUCCAUUAAGCAGUUGGACCACUACCCUGUAGCAGACUUGGAUAUGCCUGUCUGUGCUUAUCAGUGUGUCCGCAUGCUAUAUUAUAUCUACCAUCUCAACGCGGAGGAGUAUGGUCUCACCCCUGACGUCCUCCGGAAGAAGGCUUCGAUCUGUCUUGACGUCACUAAGGGUUGUUGUUCCGGAACAGCAGCAAACGCAAUUCAAACCGAUCUACAGCGUCUCAUGGACCACGGUCUCUCAAUACAGGCCACGCCUAGCCGACUGGUCAGUGAAGAACCGCAUGACGAGAGAAACGGAAACGGGCCGAAGCGCGUAUCGCGACUGGGCCGGGCGAAGCAAGUGCAGCUCGUGGAUGAUCCGGACAGCGGUGCGCCCGCCGCCGACGAGCUCACCAAUCGGCCUUUUGGCAUCGGUGCCUGGGAAGACAUUCAAGUCGUCGAGUCGGACAAGCCGGACGAGGAGAUGUUGCCGGCGCCGCCGCCCGCUGGACCUGGCUCACUCGAGGUCAACAACGCUUUCGAGGGCGCGUUGGACAGCCUUGACUUUAACAUGGAGCCCAUGGGUCUAGAAUCCCUUGCUUGGUUCUCCAACGAGUGGUCUCAAGGAGACUUUCAGGACUUUCAAUGA
Colletotrichum chrysophilum is the source of this 1611-nucleotide messenger RNA. RefSeq lists its product as uncharacterized. The coding region runs from base 1 to 1611 and encodes 536 amino acids. The transcript is spliced from 4 exons. Gene Ontology annotation, cellular component: nucleus. The record is from RefSeq and is a predicted model, not a curated record. Gene Ontology annotation, molecular function: zinc ion binding; DNA binding. Lineage: Eukaryota; Fungi; Ascomycota; Sordariomycetes; Glomerellales; Glomerellaceae. Gene Ontology annotation, biological process: DNA-templated transcription.